UUAUCAAUAAAACUUAAAAACACGAGUUACGCAUUUUUCUUAAUUACUUACCUAAUUUUUGUAAAAACAAUAGUUUCUUCUAUUAAAUUGUUAAUAAAAAGCUAGCAAAAUGAUUCAACAACAACGUCAACGUAUCGAACAAGCCGUCACCGAAAUGAUCGAUGAUAUGGAUAAAACACAUCUACGCAAAAUGCAGACAGAUAUGCAUUUAUGUGCCGCCAAAUGUUGUCAAGACACCAGUGCCAGUGUGGACAGUGUACAACGUUGCGUUGACAGAUGUUCCCAGCCAUUAACUAGAGCCCAAAAUUAUGUACAACAUGAAUUGGGUGAAUUUCAGGGCAGAUUACAAAGAUGUGUAAUGCAAUGCAACGAUGAUAUUAAGGUAAAAAUGCCAGCUAAUCCUAAAGAAGAUGAUAUCGCUAAAUUUACCGAUCAAUUUGAGCGUUGUGCUAUAAAGUGUGUAGACAAACAUGUUGGCUUAAUACCCACAAUGAUGAAAACUAUGAAAUCCGUAUUGGCUAAGGGUCCUGAAGCCAUACCACAAGUUUGAGUGGGUUGUUAUUUAAUUUCGCAAUUAAAUUGUUUAUUAUUGUUUUUAAUUGGAAGCGAAUAUUUUUAUUGAUUAAAAAGUUAAAGUUUAUCUUUUUUUCGAAAUAAAAAAUAUGACAAGCA
Calliphora vicina (urban bluebottle blowfly) is the source of this 672-nucleotide messenger RNA. Its product is annotated as protein FAM136A-like. Gene Ontology annotation, cellular component: cytoplasm. NCBI's taxonomy places the organism in Eukaryota, Metazoa, Arthropoda, Insecta, Diptera, Calliphoridae. The coding region runs from base 110 to 550 and encodes 146 amino acids. The transcript has 3 exons. The record is from RefSeq and is a predicted model, not a curated record.